UGCUGAUCAGAGCUGAGUACACUGCACUUGCUGGCCUUAAACUGAGAAGAAGAAAAAAAAAAAACAGCUUUAAAUCAACUAGACAACGCUUAAAACCCCCUUAGAGGCUCAUUAUAGUUCACUAAUCAGAGCUGUGAGAAGCUAAUUUGACUUUCAGAGAAGUAAAAAAGAGAAUUUAUAGAGACAGAGGAGGGCGUGACAGGGAGCCAGUCGAGCAGGCAAGCUGCUGUUGCAAGGGGAGGAAGAGCAGGCGAUGCAUCAGCCAAAGCCAGAGGUCAAGAAAAAAAGCGAAAGAAUAGUGAAAAGGUAGACUCAGAGAGAGAGGAGGGUCAUUUGUGAUCUGAGGAAACAGAAACCAGCCUCUCUUUGUUGUGUGUGCCACCGAGCAGGGAUGUGAAGGAGGGCAGCAGGGAGGAAAGGGAGGCGACAGCAAGAAAGACUGCAAGAAAAUGCUCUCAGAGAUGAUGUGCAGGAGGAGCUGCCAGCAGCAGGCUGGCAAAGAAGCUCCGCAGAGGGACCCUUCCAGCCGCAGGAAGCACGGCUGGUCCAAGGGCUGCAGGGGGCGCCUGCAGGGGCGGAGGACAGGAGGGGGAGGGUGGCCGAGGGGGCGCAAUCACCAGCAGCACCCUCAACGUCAUCAUCAUCAUCCCCGACACUUCCAGAGGCCGGUGAUGUCCCUCCGGCCCGUUAACGUCAAGGGGAACAGAGCGAGAGGGAUGCGAGCCCCCAAGAACACAAACCAGUUUCUGAUGCACGAGAAGUACCAGAUGCUGCACAUGCGCUCCGACUCAGUGGGCAGUGACAGCGGCAGCAGCUCCGACAGCGACGUGGAGCUCACAGACAUGGACUCAUACCUGGGCGUCCUGGAGAAUGCACGAGGAGCCCUCUUGGACAGUCCCAACCCACACAGCUCAACAACGCCCCCCGGACAGAUUGUGGUAUUGCACGAGGACAGUCUGCGUCUGCAGGAGGACAGUCUGCGUCUGCAGGAGGACAGCAUGCAGUAUUUCCCGUCUGAAGAUGACCUGAUUCAGAGCCAGAAUUUCAUGCAAAGGGACUUUGUUGAGUUCUGUGACAUCCUGACACCCUGAAGGGAAACUUUUAGGGAGCCAUUUUGUUCUCCGCAGUGUGAAACUCAAACCUCAGAUUGAACGGGGUCAGGUUUGUUUGCUUCAUGUUCACAGGAAAUUAAAAAAAUCUCCAUCUUGUCAGGUCAUUUGGCCUUAAAAUGUUAAGAAUCUGCUUGCAGGAUGAGAUGAUCCCACCAUUUCUUUUUUAAAUCAAGUGUCAUUUCCUUAAUACUCGUGCAGUUAUCUGCUGAAACAAGUGAAAUCCUCUCACCCUGUUGGUGUUGUUCUAGGUUUCAGAAAAACAACUUUAACUGAAUGCAAGAUUAAAUGACAUUAUUAAGACGGAUGUUUUUUUACAGUUUACAUUUUAUUCAUGUUUGGUCAUGUACAAUGUGUCCAGGUGCUGUCAAGUGCUGCCUUUCUGUUAUUGUUGCACACAAAGGGAGAUGGGUUGGGUGGUGGGAGUGAGCCCGAACAGCCAAUCGGCAACAAGCUGACUGGAUUAGGCUGCAGCUGAUUGGCUGAUGCAAACUGUCAUAAAAAAAAUAAAACCUUUUACUGUACGAAAAAAAAAAUCACAAAUAAAUAUCUGAUUGAUGUAA
Messenger RNA from Cottoperca gobio, 1672 nucleotides. Its product is annotated as coiled-coil domain-containing glutamate-rich protein 1. The transcript has a single exon. Bases 450 to 1091 code for a protein of 213 amino acids. The record is from RefSeq and is a predicted model, not a curated record. Lineage: Eukaryota; Metazoa; Chordata; Actinopteri; Perciformes; Bovichtidae.